Saprolegnia parasitica CBS 223.65 is the source of this 1118-nucleotide messenger RNA. RefSeq lists its product as hypothetical. The coding region runs from base 5 to 1102 and encodes 365 amino acids. Gene Ontology annotation, cellular component: membrane. The record is from RefSeq and is a predicted model, not a curated record. Lineage: Eukaryota; Oomycota; Saprolegniomycetes; Saprolegniales; Saprolegniaceae. Gene Ontology annotation, molecular function: N-acetylgalactosaminide beta-1,3-galactosyltransferase activity. The transcript is spliced from 5 exons.
CGGUAUGCAACGAUGCGGGCUGGCGCUGCUCUACUGGGCGAUGCUAAUGAUGAUGGCGCGUCAUACAACUGGAGGUCGUGCGUCACAGCGCAGUGUGCGGCCCGAGCUCUGCGCACUGGACCUGGACGCGUCGAAUGCGGCGCUGGACUUGGUGCGCAUCGCACCUGCCCGCGACGCCCCGCGCGUGCUCUGCUUUGUCAACACAAUUUCACCGCACCACGAGACAAAGGCCCGCGCGAUUCAAGACACGUGGGGUCGCCGCUGCGAUAAGCUCGUGUUUCUGAGCAACGCGACCGAUCCGACCAUCGGAGCUGUGACGCUCGACGCGCCGUCCGACCACGACCACUUGUGGCAGAAGCACAAGGCCAGCUUGGCUUACAUUUGGGCGACGUACGGCCAUGCGUACGACUGGUUUUACAAAGCCGACGACGACGCUUACGUCAUCCUCGAGAACCUCCGCGCCUACUUGCGGUCGCCAGAGAUCGCGAUGCAGACGGACCUCGUGCCGCUUCAGUUGGGCCAUCGCUUCCGCUUACCCGACGACCUCAUCGAGUAUUACGUCCAAGACAAAGCGGUGCUCGACGAGUAUCGACGACGCUGGACCGAUGGGUGGGUCUUCAACUCGGGUGGACCCGGCUACGCCAUGAACAAGCUCUACAUGCAGCGAGCGGUCGCAUCGUUCCCGAGCCGACGCUGCUUGAGCGACGAGACAAGCGACAUGGUGCCGGACGAUGCAGCGAUCGCGUUUUGCAUGGCGUGGGCGGGCGCGACGCCGACCAACACGCGCGACCUCCAUGGCCGAGAGCGCUGGCAUGCCAACAACCCCCAGGGGGUGUACUGGACCAACCCGACCGCGUUUGCACCCUCCAUGUGGUUCAACGAGUUUCAUCGCGACCUCGGCGGCGUCCAGUGGCAGCGCGACUGCUGCUCCGCCGAGACGAUUGCGUACCACUAUGUCUCGCCGCAGCUCAUGCGCCACAUCGAGCGCCAGCUCUACGAGUGCCGGCCAUCGGGACCGUCGGCGCAACCGACGCAGCUCCACUGGGUCGACCAGAAGAGCCCUCAGCCUAUUCUAGACAACGGAAUGUACUCGUGGUCAUAAUAGCAGUAGACCAACG